Molecule: messenger RNA, 909 nt
Organism: Andrographis paniculata
Lineage: Eukaryota; Viridiplantae; Streptophyta; Magnoliopsida; Lamiales; Acanthaceae
Exons: 2
Coding region: 225-545 (106 amino acids)
Source: RefSeq, a predicted model, not a curated record
UCAAAUAAAGGCACCAAAUACAAUACUAACAAUUCUCCCAACUCCAUCUAUUAAAUAUGUAAGUGGUGGAAACCAAACCAAUCCAAACAAGAUCGAUCACUUUCCCACCAAACCCCAAAACAAAUUAACCAAAAAAGUCUUCAAGAUCGAUCGAUCGAUCAUUCAACAAAUAAUCAAGAAUCAAACCGCACUGAAUAAUAAUUCUCCAGGCCAGCCAAGAGUUAAUGGAAGGGCUCAUCCCAAUGGUCUACAAAUCCCUCAGGAAGAACAAAGCCCGGCGAACAUACGAAUGCCUCUCCUCCGGCACAGCGCAAACAUACAAGAUCGAAGAGUUCUAUGCGAAAGAUGAUCUUCAAGAUCAAUACAUCAAGAAUUAUAUUAAUAGUAGCGCUCCCGCUGGGGCUCAGCAUCGCCGGUGCAAGUCUGUGCACGUGGAUAGCACAAUGAUGGUCGAUAAGGAUGAGGCGUAUAGGCCUAAGCCGCAGCUCGUGAGGUUCCGGAGCCAUAGAAUGUUCUCGUGCGUCACCGGCGCAGGAGAGGUAUGAAUCUAUGUUUAUACUCAACAAGGAAAACUACAAAAUUUGCCAUGCAAAUAUACAUAUGGCUUCACGGGUUCGUUUUUAUAAGUCUUAUCGAAAAUCAAGUUUAUUCGUUAUCCAAUAUAUAAAGAAAUGAUGGUAGAGAACAACACGGAUAUGGAAGUGCCUGAAGAGCACCGAAGAGAUUUUUCUCUUGAAGAUGAUAGCGAUAAUUAUUGUGUUGUGAAGUUCAAGUUAAAGUCCGAGAUGAACUUAAUUAUUGUAUAUCCAGCCGGAGAGCCCCUUGGGUUGACCGUCCAGUUUAUUGAGUUGCGUAUUAAAGUUUUUGAUAUAUACUUGUAUUAUAUCUCUAAAUAAAACAACAAAUACU